Messenger RNA from Durusdinium trenchii, 849 nucleotides. The record is from the annotation of a GenBank genome assembly. Lineage: Eukaryota; Dinophyceae; Suessiales; Symbiodiniaceae.
AGAUUCCGUUUCAAGGUGCAGCUAGGGUUUCUUAAUUUUUGCAGCAAGUGUCCGUGGUCCGUUGAGAACUUCCAUGGCAUCGCUGCGGGAGACGAAGGUGGGCGGAUGGUGGAAGCGGCCUGUGAUGGAUGAGAGCCCCACCGAUCGUGGGAACCUUGCGAAAGCCAAGCGACGCAUCAAGCAAGAGCAGCAGAAGAUCCAAUUGCGAGAAUUCUUGAAGCAGAACCGCUUCCAGGGGGUGGAUGUUUCCAAAGAUGGAAAGCUCUAUCCCAUUCAUGUGGCGGCCCAUCUGGGCGAUUUCGACCUGGUCCGCUUGCUCCUGCGCGCCGGCGCGGACCCAGAGCAGGAGAUCCCGGGAAGCGGAGGUGGAGGCAAAGCGAUUGACAUCGCAUAUGCCGCGGAUGUGAUGGGAUCACACCAAAAGAUCAUCGAUCUUCUUCAAGCGCCGGUGAAGAUUCUGCCCGUCAGGGGUCUUCGAAAGCUGGUGAACCAGCACAAAGUGAGCCUGUGACACAGGCUCGGUCAGAAGACGAAACAGAUCUCCCAACCUGGGCAGAUCUCCCAACAUUCGUCGAUGCACCUCCCGGUCACAAACGUCGUGCAGUUCGUCGUGACCAAGCCUGUGAGCUCGUCUUGCAGUUCAAUCGAACUGCGUUCAUUUCCAUCUUGCUUUCUUUUCAUCUUGAGCAACUUGAGAGGCUAAGACCUCCUGUCACGUUUGACGGCCAGUUGCGGUGGCCCGCUUUCAGCAAGGUUGAUGACUCCUUGCACAUCCUCCCAUUUUCUUGCAGAAAAAACAGUUACCCCGAGACUAGGGGUUUGCCCAGCGCCAAAAUUGUGCCAAUUGAA